AGGGGCCCAAGCCAGUGGCCAGACAGGGAGAGGAGGGUCUCCUGCCCUUUCAUUUAAGAUCUCCCCGUUCGGCAGGGCCGAGGAGGGGGCCGUUCAUGGGGCGGGGAACCCCUCCGCACCCUCUUCCACAGCGUUGCCCCCUUCCCAGCUGAGCCUCCCCGCCGCCUGUCUCCUGAAGGGGGGCAGGCUCUGACGCUCAGAGAGGGGCAGGGUGGGCUGGCCAAAGCCACCCCACGUCGGCCCCGGGCUUUGGGUUUGGCUUUCUUGUUUGUGGGGUUGGGGGGACACCGGGAGCUCCGAGGUAGGUGGGUUGACAGGGAGUUGUCUGACCUGCGGGCCUUCCCUUAGGAAACCGGACACACGUUUGGGCCCGAGUGCCUCCAGGGUCCUGAUUUUUGUUUUGUUUUCUUCCUCAUUUAACCAGAAAGGACAGCGAAGGAAGGCAUAAGAAGCUGUACAGGAUUGGAUCUAAACGUGGCAAAAAGGGAACCUCCGGAAAAGACUGCGGCAUAAGUGUCCUGCUUUUAGGACCCCCCGGACCUCCCUUGAAUCCUGUGGAAACUGGGUGGCCCAAAGCGGGCCCGGCAGUCCCGCAAGAUGGCCACCUUGAAACGGAGCCGCAGGCAAGCCUGGCCGGAGCAGGAGGGCGACCGGGAGCAUGGGCUCUACAGCUUGCACCGCAUGUUUGACAUUGUGGGCACCCACCUGACCCACCGUGACGUCCGGGUCUUGUCUUUCCUCUUUGUGGACGUCAUCGACGACUAUGAAAGGGGGAUGAUCCGCAGCGGGCGGGACUUCCUCCUGGCGCUGGAGAGGCAGGGGCGCUGCGACGAGACCAACUUCCGCCAAGUGCUUCAGCUGCUGAGGAUUAUCACCCGCCACGACUUGUUGCCCUAUGUCACGUUGAAGAGGAGGAAGGCUGUGUGCCCGGAUCUUGUCGACAAGUAUCUAGAAGAGACUUCCAUCCGCUAUGUGACUCCGCGGGCCCACAGCAGCACAGAGCACGUUCCUGCCCACCAACACAAAUCUGUGCCUCCCCAUCAUCCGCUGGUCUGCUGUUCCGCUUCGGGGGCCCAGAUCUGUACCAAGAGACCCGGCCGGGGACGAGCCCUCCUCGGCAACCAGCGGAAAAGGAGGAAGUCGGUGACGCCGGACCCAAAAGACAAACAGACGUGUGACAUCCGCCUUCGAGUCCGAGCAGAGUACUGUCAGCAUGAAACGGCUUUGGAGGGGAACGUCUUCUCCAACAAGCAGGACCCCCUUGAGCGCCAGUUUGAGCGCUUUAGCCAGGCAAACACCAUCUUGAAAUCCCGGGACCUGGGCUCCAUCAUCUGUGACAUAAAGUUUUCAGAGCUCACUUACCUUGAUGCUUUUUGGCGCGACUACAUCAACGGCUCACUGCUGGAGGCCCUGAAGGGGGUCUUCAUCACGGACUCGCUCAAGCAAGCCGUGGGCCACGAGGCCAUCAAGCUGCUGGUCAACGUGGAUGAAGAGGAUUAUGAGGUGGGCCGUCAAAAACUCCUGAGGAACUUGAUGCUCCAGACAGCACCUUGAACCCCGGUUGCCAUCAUUGUCCCUCCUCCUCUGGCUCCCCUUUGGAUGAUUUUUUUUCAAUUUUUUUCUUUCAAAAAAAAAAAAGGAAAAAAAUAUCUUAAAGGAAUGAACCCUUGAGCUCCUGCCAUGUACUGUGUAACUGUAAGACAUGUUUCAACGUGAGAAUGAGCGCUGUGGUUGGGUUUUCUUUUUUCCCCCAGUUGGGAAACAAAACAGGAGAUGGAAAAAUUCUGGAAGGGCUGCUCUGUGCCCCUGCCUGCGAGGUAGAUCCAAGACCCGUUUUCCUGUAGGCCAGCUGAGCAUCUUUGGCCAUUGGUUGAUGCUCCUCGGUCUGUCGUCCUUUCUUAAUCACAUUCUCUCUUGUGCCGUCUGCUUCUUUCCUUCUAUUUUUUUUUGUACCAUCUCUAAGAAUUAGACUGUCCUGUGGUGCACCAUUGCCCAGAAAGGCCUAGGCAGGUGUGGCAAGGUCCAGCAGGGGAGACCUCAACUUGUCCCUUUAUAUUAAAAAAAGAAGCAAACCUGAACGUUGCUGUUCUUGUGAUGGGAGAUAUCUUCUGCCAGUGUUUUUCUUUCAAGCUGUGAGUUCUGGGGGGUGGGGAGGAAUGUGGUCUCGGAAUGGAGGCAGAAAGAGCUUCCAUCUAAACCAGAUGCGUCCCUCCGUCCACCCUCUCUAUGUAGCACUGUUCUUAAAAGUGACUUCCAAGUCCCGCCAGCUGGAUUUAGGAACUGUUAUGCAAUUGACUUUGGUUGGGGCAGGGUGGGUGUGGACAGGAGGGGCCCUCGCAUGGAAGGAUGCCAGGGAUGGUGCGAGGGUCCAAACAUGAGGGAUGAAAUGGGCUUUGGGCCUUGAAUGCUCUUAAAUCCACUUCUGGAAGACUGUUUCCUUGUGUGUGGGAAAAGUGUGCUUUCUCUGGCUUGGAAGCCGUCUCUAGCUAGCUCAGCGGAAUCAAAAUCGGCCCCUGAAUGCCAUCCCUCCAGCCCUCGUGCCUAACCCUUUCCCUUGACCUGCGUCCUGAGCAGAGAGUAUUUUCAGGCCCCCUCUGACCCACUGUGUGUGCCUUUCCCUCGACCUUUGGUAGAGGGAGUGUCUGCCUCCAAAGACGACAAAGAAAGGAGUGCUCCUCAGGGCCUUCUCUCUCUUCUCCUGAACCCCAGUAGUCCCCUGGCCAGCCUUGUCUGGCUCCCACAGAGGCCGUUAGCAUUAACGGACGCAAAGGGUGGGGUGAUGGUGGUGGCAGCAGGGAUUGUGCCAGCUAUGAAUGACUGUCAGGCUGGAGCCAGGAGGUCUAGCCUCUUGCGAAGGCUGCAAGAUGAAGAAAAGUUCUUGUAGGGAACCAGCUUUGCAAAGGGGUGUUGUGGGGGGAGUUCCAUCAGCUCUUGCUUCCGUUCCAGUGGUGUUGAGCACCACAACAGUUGCCUCCCAGGUUUUGUCUUAUUUUCAAGAUUUUAAACAAAGAUGAUUUGGAGCUGUUGGGAGAAGCUCAGGAGGCGAAUAUUCCCAUCGUAGGGAUGAAGGUAGAGCAUGCUGUUACAUUUUGGCAAGGCUACAACAUGUGAUGGGAGUUGUCCUUCUUGACACACACCUUCCCCACCCCCACCCCCCAAACAAUAGCCUAAAGUGGUCUUCAGCAUCCUGGGUCCCUCCAGAAGUUUUGGACUACAACUCCCUUCAGCCUGGCUGUAGUCCAAACGUCAGCAGGGUUCCAGGUUGGCCUAAGGCCUUUGUGCUGAUACAGGUAGAAUCUGUUGACUGUCUGCUCCAGGAGAUGCACUGGGACUUCCUUGGAAGGAAAAAGCCCCCUUAAGUAUCCAAGUCAAUUUUUAUAAGGGAUUGUUUUUCCUUUUUUUUAAAAAAAAAAACUUUGCUCCUGAAUUUUAAUUUUUCUGUUGGUUGGUUUUCUGUUUGAUUAUAUUAAAUAUUGUGAAAGCCUUGGCAAGCCAUGAUGUUGUUGCCCCUGGGUUUCAGUGGCUAUUCCAGGAGGCUUUUGACUUCUGUAUUGCCCCCCCCCCGAGAAAACCUGGAGAAAAUCUUCAGUUUGCCCCCUCCCUCCCCCAGCUGACUUCUUUCAGGUAGCACAGAUGGCCGUCUUCACUCUCUCCCCCCAGCUUCCCUUCAGCUCCCUCUUCCGGUUUAUUAGUCAAGCAAAAAGGCUCCAUCUAAGAGCCGCAUGAAUAGGAACGUACCGACCAGGGGGCAGUUCACACAGCCAGCAAAAUCAAGGGGCGCUGCUCUCUACCCUUGGGCUUGACCGUUUCACUUUGAGAGGGGGAUUUUUUUAACAAAGAAAAUCAAGAUAGAAAAACAGGGGUUGUUGAUUAGUUUUUUCUUCAUCUAUGCUUUUGUUUUAUUGGAGAGGAAAAAACUCAAACUGUACCUUGAAUUCCCUAAAUUGCUUUUUAAAAAUGGGAAAAGGGCUAGAAAGGACACAAAAGGACAUUUUUUAAAAAAAGGCUAAUGAUAGGAAGAAAACAGGAGAUUCUGCCCUAAUUGUCUCCUUGACAUGCCACUCUUGUGAUGUGUAGCCCUGCUGCUUACACCUUGAAAUUGGUAGUCCAGGGAAAGCUAUGCCAUUUGACUUCCACUGAUUGCAUAAACAGGCCCUGAGCCAAAAACUGCUCCUGCUUUGGUUGGAAUAUCCCACUUGGUGUGCAAAUGUCUGAUGUCUCUUACAUUCUUCAGCAGCCUUUGCCAACCUGGUGCCCUCCAGACAUUGUGGAUUGGCACUCCCAUCAGCCCCACUCAGCACGGUUGUGCUGGAAGCUAUAGUCCACAACACUGGAGGGUUCCAGGGUACCAGUUUAGCAAAGGUUGGCUGUACAAGGUGUCUCAACAAAGUAUGCAAAAGCCCCCAAUCCUCUCCUUUGUGUAUCCACACAACACACACACACACUUGCUCCCUGUUUCAAGACAAAUCUGGCACAAAUUUGUGUAAAAUCUGUGACUUCUGUAUUUUUUUAAAAAAAGGAACUUCCAGUGUAACUGGUCAUAAUCCCAGUAUAGCUUUGUUUUUCCUCAAAAUAAUAAAAAAAAAAUCUUCUGCCUUUUA
Messenger RNA from Rhineura floridana, 4601 nucleotides. RefSeq names its product death effector domain containing (gene DEDD). Lineage: Eukaryota; Metazoa; Chordata; Lepidosauria; Squamata; Rhineuridae. Gene Ontology annotation, molecular function: protein binding; DNA binding. The coding region runs from base 598 to 1554 and encodes 318 amino acids. The transcript has 6 exons. Gene Ontology annotation, biological process: extrinsic apoptotic signaling pathway via death domain receptors; apoptotic process; regulation of apoptotic process. The record is from RefSeq and is a predicted model, not a curated record. Gene Ontology annotation, cellular component: nucleolus.